Brachypodium distachyon (stiff brome) is the source of this 2540-nucleotide messenger RNA. RefSeq lists its product as uncharacterized. Bases 171 to 2294 code for a protein of 707 amino acids. The record is from RefSeq and is a predicted model, not a curated record. Lineage: Eukaryota; Viridiplantae; Streptophyta; Magnoliopsida; Poales; Poaceae. The transcript has 2 exons.
CCCCCCUCCCAUAAAUGAUCUCCGCCGAAAUCUUCUCUGCGAUGGUAAGACUCAACCGCCUCCGGAUCCUAUUACUCCUAGCAUUCUGAUCCGAGCACGCGACUCCACUAAGAAGCGAUUCCGCGCGAGAGUAGCCACCUGAGAAGGAUCGAUCCUCGUCGUGGGCAACAAUGGCGACGGCGUGGGGUCGCGCCAAGCGCGCUCUCGCCAACAAGCUCUGCAUCCUCGUGCCGGAGCGCCAACGGGCCAUCGAGGAUGGAUCGCCGGGGAGGGAAGCGUCCCCGCGACCAUCGGCGGCUUCUGUGCCGGAGGAGAAGGUGAAGUCGCCUUCCGUAUCCCUGCGGCGGCUGUCCAUGUCCAGUUCUGGUAGCCGGAGUUCCAAGAGAGUAUGUGCCAUCUGCCUUGGUGGUAUGAGAACAGGGCAUGGGCAAGCGUUGUUUACUGCAGAAUGCUCCCACAAAUUUCACUUUCAAUGUAUCUCUUCAAACGUUAGGCAUGGCAACCAUAUCUGUCCAAUAUGCCGUGCUGAGUGGAAAGAACUUCCUUUCCAGGGAACUCAACCUGCAGAUGCAACUCAUGGCAGAGCUAGAGUAAGCCCAGUAAAUUGGGCCCAGGAUGAUGGACACAUGGCUGUUAUUCGCAGGCUUAACCACAGUUACAGUUGGAAUCUACAUGAUCAUUUUCCUGUCUUCCGUACUCCUGAGGCAGACAUUUUCAAUGAUGAUGAGCACAUAGAUCUUCAGUCGGAAACCGUGGACAAUUACGAUGCAGUUACUGGUUCAGUUGAAAUCAAGACAUAUACAGAAUUCCAAGCCAUACAAGAAUCAGUGACCCAGAAGGUCUUUGCUAUCUUAAUCCAUCUCAAGGCUCUAAAGUCCUCGGACUCAGUUGACUCCCGUGCACCUCUUGACCUCGUAACCGUGCUUGAUGUCAGUGGUAGCAUGAAAGGGACCAAACUUGCACUUCUCAAGAGUGCAAUGAGCUUCGUCAUUCAAACACUUGGACCAAAUGACCGGUUGUCUGUGAUUGCCUUCUCAUCUACAGCACGGAGGCUCUUCCCACUGCGCAGGAUGACCUUAAUCGGUCGACAACAAGCCUUGCAAGCUGUGAACUCCCUUGUUGAUGGUGGUGGCACAAACAUUGCCGAUGGGCUAAAAAAGGGUGCUAAAGUGAUUGAACACCGUCGGCUAAAGAAUCCUGUUUGCAGCAUCAUUCUUCUCUCCGAUGGUCAAGACACUUAUACAGUCCCAUCUCCUAAUGCAGUUCGGCCAACUCACAGUCUACUUGUUCCUCCUUCAAUCUUGCCUGGAACAGGUAAUCAUGUACAGAUCCACACAUUUGGUUUCGGUGCAGAUCAUGACUCUGCUGCGAUGCAUUCUGUUGCCGAGACAUCUAGUGGCACAUUUUCAUUUAUUGAGAAUGAAGGUUCAAUACAAAAUGGAUUUGCUCAGUGCAUUGGUGGUCUUCUCAGUGUUGUUGUUAAGGAGAUGCAGCUUGGCAUUGAGUGUGUAGACGAAGGUGUGGUGCUUACCUCCAUCAAGUCAGGCAGCUACACAAGUCAAAUAGACGAAGAUGAGCGUAAUGGGUCAGUUGAUAUUGGUGACCUUUACGCAGAUGAAGAGAGAGGAUUUCUAAUCACUCUAUGUGUUCCAGCUGCAGAAGGACAGACUGUGCUGAUCAAACCAAGUUGUACAUACCAAGAUACAACCAUGACAGAGAACAACCAACUAUAUGGUGAAGAAGUGAGUAUUCAACGUCCCGCAUAUUGUGUAGACUGUAAAAUGUCUCCCGAGGUUGAGCGCGAGUGGCAUCGCGUUCAAGCCAUGGAGGACAUGUCUGCUGCGCGGGCUGCAGCUGAGGAAGGCGCUUUCUCCCAGGCUGUGUUGAUCCUCGAAGGUCGCAAGAGGAUACUGGAGAUACAGGCAGCACACUCUUCGGACAGCCAGUGCUUGGCGUUGAUUACAGAGAUCCAGGACAUGCAGGAAAGGGUGGAGAACCGGCGUAGGUACGAAGAAUCGGGCAGAGCUUUCAUGCUUGCAGGCCUGAGCUCGCACUCGUGGCAGAGAGCCACCGCACGUGGUGAUUCGACGGAGCUCACCACCCAAAUUCACACCUACCAGACGCCAUCCAUGGUUGACAUGCUGCAGCGCUCGCAGACUCUCAUGCCCUCUGUCGCUGGAAUGUUGAACCGAUCCUCACCAAUUGUUCCUUCAUUCAGCUCCAGUCGACCAGUCAGACCAACAAAAUCCUUCUCGGAUCAGCUUGCGUCAUCGGGAUCAAGUUUCCAAAAAUAACUUUGCGAAGUUGGUUAAUUAGGAGGUUCAAGACUAUUUUUUCAAGAAGCAGGAGAUUCAAGAUUAUCCAUUUUUCUUGUCUGAUUUCUACAGCUUUUGAUUCCAACUGGUUGUUGCACAUGAUUAUUGUUUUUAAGGGUUGAUAAAUGUCAUAGAAGCUGACGUUGUGCUAUUCUUUUUUUGUCUUAUACAUAAAUAUGCCACCUUUGAAUUUUAUAGGAAUGAUAUAAGCUUUCAUUGUCUUGA